Aspergillus brunneoviolaceus CBS 621.78 is the source of this 1069-nucleotide messenger RNA. RefSeq lists its product as uncharacterized. The record is from RefSeq and is a predicted model, not a curated record. Bases 1 to 678 code for a protein of 225 amino acids. Lineage: Eukaryota; Fungi; Ascomycota; Eurotiomycetes; Eurotiales; Aspergillaceae. The transcript has 2 exons.
AUGUCUCUCAGAAGGAAAGUGCUGGCAGCCACCGCCAUCUCUGGGAGUACCUGCCUAGCAUUGGGGGUGUACUUCACGACAGCUGACAUUCAUGCAAUUCCCUUGAACGCGACGGACCCUAUCUUCACUUCCAGGUACUACAAAAGCUACAACCCCAACGACAACCCCAUCAUCCACGACCUGCACAUCCUCAGGGUGCCACUGCAGCGGAUCGACCCUGCACUCCGGGAGGAUCCGAAGAAGCUUCUUGAAAGAUACUGUGGGGGAAUAUGGGCGGGAGCUGGGUUUGCUCCGCAAAGAAUCCUCCGCAAAUGGCUGGAUAAGCCCGAUGCGAAUACACACCAACUUUGGUCCCCUUGCGAGCUUCUACGGUCCGAUUACAGAGUAGGCACUGACAUCGUCGCGGAAUUCGAGGUCAUUGAUCGGUCGUCAAACUCAAUCCUCAUUCGUGGUGGAGAUAAAACCUGCAUUCGCGGCCUCCGUCCACUGGACGCGUUAAUUGAGGUUGCCGCUCGAGUCGACAGGGAGAAUGAUGUUGUCGAGUUUGAGUUCAAGUCGCUCUUCUUUCAGGGCAUUGGACGGACGGACAGGCUUCCGAUGCCAGGGCCGGUGGUGUGGUUGCAUGAGCUUUACGCAAAGAUUUUGUUGAAGUCGGGUGCACAAUAUGUUCUCAAAUAAGCCCCAAAUAGAGCCCAUAAGCAUAGCUAGAUGAACCGAGCGCCAACGCCGCUUCUCUCAAUUUGUAAGGCUAUAUCCUUCCAUGAUAUCCUGCACUACUUCUACAAAGUAUACUUACUACCCGAGAAACACGGCACCAGACAGCUGGGAAGUUCACGCGCAAUGAGACACUUGAACCGCCAGCCUGUGCAAUGACCCGCCAGGAGCACCUUUGGCUCUAGCUUCUUCAAAUCAUUCAUGGUUGCAUUCAACUUGGCAUCAUCUGCAUCGGCCAGAUGGUAUCCGCCCACCACGCAGUACAACGGGGUGUCGUUGCCGAGCUUGACUGCGUCGCGACAGGUGUUGACAAUGCCAGCGUGCCCACAACCGGUGAAGACCACGAGUCCCUUGC